Molecule: messenger RNA, 1089 nt
Organism: Hyaloscypha bicolor E
Lineage: Eukaryota; Fungi; Ascomycota; Leotiomycetes; Helotiales; Hyaloscyphaceae
Exons: 5
Coding region: 193-1089 (298 amino acids)
Biological process (GO): regulation of transcription by RNA polymerase II
Molecular function (GO): DNA-binding transcription factor activity, RNA polymerase II-specific; RNA polymerase II cis-regulatory region sequence-specific DNA binding
Source: RefSeq, a predicted model, not a curated record
GCCGUGGCUCUUGGACCAAUUCCCGAACCGAGAAGAGAAGCCCUCACAGACGCUGAAGGUUUCCUGCCGCAGUCGGGACAACAGAACGACCCAAGUCUCCAAGGGAUCCUUCGUCUUGCACUCUCUCAUGCCAGGAGUCUGAUUAUUGCGUCACCAUUGUGAAGUCAAGCUUUCAAACCUGUUCCUAGCACAAUGUCCUUCUAUCCUUUAUUCUAUCCUACCCAAAUGGGACAGGAUAAUGAUAUCUCAUCUUUCAAUGUGUUGUGUGAGGAGAGUGGAGAAAUGUCGCACAAGGAGUGCCCUGAUGAGCAGAUCUACUCUAGCUUAACUGUAAACAUUACCGGAAACAACGGCGAGACAUCAAUCUCACACCCGACUUCUCCUUACGACGAAACGCCAGUCGCAGAAACUUUCGGAUCUCAGUCGUCAUCCAACUGCAUGGGGUAUUUUAAUCCUUCUCAAUCUGGAGAGGGAGCAAGCAACGAGACUGGGAAUUCGAGUCACCAUAUUGGCGAGCACAAUAUGGGAGAUUAUGAGAAUGUCCAUAAUUAUGCGAUGACUUCUACGUCUCUCGACUCUACCGCACCAACUCCUUCAACAUUUACGCAAACUACCCAUGACGAAGCCUCCGCUACCGAUAAAACGGGCUUUUGGUUACCUCAACCGAUGAUUCAAGCCCCUUCUUGGGAAUUUUGGCAGCAAGAACCUCACCCCACACACUCCCCACCCCUGGCCGUCACUCCCAACACUGCCGCAAGGUCCAUGACUUCAAUCGCAACUCAAACUUCAGAAGAUCCGAUGAUCGGCAAUACACCCCACCAAGUCUACAUGCCACCAACUCGAACGGCAUCGCGAAUCUCAAGGCCCAAUGUCAACCGACGAGCUUCUGCAAACUUCGCCUGUCACAUUGACGGAUGUACCCGCUCCUACACACGGAAAUUCGAGCUCGCCCGACAUCUGAAAAACCAUUCAGGGAUAAAGGAACAUCACUGUAGAUUUCCAACUUGCAUUUGGGCAGCACCAAAUGGGUUUGCACGGAAAGAUCAUCUUAAGCAACAUUUACGACAAGUGCAUAAGACUUUGGCAUAG